This is a messenger RNA of Xyrauchen texanus (razorback sucker), 4454 nucleotides long. Its product is annotated as gastrula zinc finger protein XlCGF7.1-like. The coding region runs from base 269 to 1468 and encodes 399 amino acids. Gene Ontology annotation, biological process: regulation of transcription by RNA polymerase II. The record is from RefSeq and is a predicted model, not a curated record. Lineage: Eukaryota; Metazoa; Chordata; Actinopteri; Cypriniformes; Catostomidae. Gene Ontology annotation, cellular component: nucleus. The transcript is spliced from 3 exons. Gene Ontology annotation, molecular function: DNA-binding transcription factor activity, RNA polymerase II-specific; RNA polymerase II transcription regulatory region sequence-specific DNA binding.
AAUGGAAGUGAAAGAGAAUGAAAAGAUUCAUUAAAUUAUACUGAUUCUUCUACGAACUAAACAGGACGAGUUCAAAUCGGAGUAUGUGAGCUGUGCAGAGAUCGAGUUGAGUUUGAUGCUUUAGCUAAUCUGACUGAAACAUCUGGUCCUUUGGUGCUCCGUCACACUUCACACCUUCAUUGAAGCCACUCCCACAACAAUUAACCAAUAAAUACUGUGAAUAUUCCUGUCAGACCAGCAGGAAGAACUGAAAUCUGUGUGAUAUAAUAUGGUGAAGAUGGAGUUUGUUAAAGAAGAGAAAGAAGACAUGAGUUAUCUAGAGCCAUACGACAUAAAACAUGAAGAUACUGAGGAACAAAUAGAUCUGAUUGAAGUGAAAGAGGAGAGUCAAGAACUGAAUGAAGAGGAGGAGAAACAUCAUGACUUCAAAAUAGAAGAAAUCGAUUUUAGCUGCUCACAGACGGAAAUUCAUUUCUCACUAGAGACAACUCAAAAUACAGAAGCUGAAACCUGUUUCAUCUGCUCUGAGUGUGGAAAGACUUUCAAACGUAAAGACACCCUUAAGAUGCAUUUAAGGAUUCACACUGGAGAGAAACCUUUCACAUGUCAACAGUGUGGAAAGUGUUUCAAAUCUAAAUCUGAUCUUAACAGACACGUGAUAAUUCACACUGGAGAAAAACCUUACACCUGCCCUCAGUGUGAAAAGAGUUUCAAAAGUAAAAUUACCCUUCAGAAGCAUGUAAAAAUUCACACCGGAGAGAAACCCUUCACAUGCCAUCAGUGUGGAAAGAAUUUCACACGUAAAGACAAUCUAAAGAAGCAUUUAAGAAUUCACACUGGAGAGAAACCUCAUACCUGUCAGCAGUGUGGAAAGAGUUUCAAAUCCAAAUCAGAUCUUAAUAGACAUGUGAUAAUUCACACGGGAGAGAAACCUCACAUCUGCCCUCAGUGUGGAAAGAGUUUCAAAAAUAAAAUCACCCUUAAGAAGCACUUAAGAAUUCACUCCGGAGAGAAACCCUUCACAUGCCCUCAGUGUGGAAAGAGUUUCUUUGAUAAAACGUAUCUCAAAUAUCAUAUUCGCCUUCACUCAAGUGAAAAGCCAUUUAACUGCGAUCAGUGCGGUAAACAUUUUUCAACAAUGUCUCUUCUAAAAACACACCUGAAAAUUCAUACAAAUGUGAGGCCUCAUGUGUGUUCUGUUUGUGCUAAUAGUUUUAUACGACUGGAACAUUUGAAAGAUCAUCAGAAAAUACACGCUGGUGUUAGAGAUCAUGUAUGCUCUCAUUGUGAGAAGAGGUUCACUACAGCCAGCCAAUUGAAAAUGCACAUCAGAAUUCACACUGGAGAGAAACCUUACAAGUGCCAUGAGUGUGGAAAGAGUUUCGCAUUUACAAGUAAUCUUAAGAAGCACUUGAGAAUUCACAUGUCAGCAGUGUGGAAAGAUCUUCAGAUUUCAAUCAUAAAUUAAUAGACACUGAGAAUUCACACUGGAGAGAAGCCAGAAACAUCUCUCAAAUCCCAUAAUCCUUCCUCAUGAUGACAUCUAUUUUAUGGAGUGCACCAGUCCCUCCUGCAGCCAAGCAGCCCAACAACAUAAUGCUGUUGCCCCAUGCUUCACGGUUGGGAUGGUGUUCUUCGACUUGCAAGCCUCACCCUCAUUGGGGGGGGGGGCAACUCCCAAUGCACUCUAAAUUCUUGUGGUGGCGUAGUGACUCGCCUCAAUCUGGGUUGCGGAGGAUGAAUCUGUUGCGUCUGAGACCAUCAAUCCGCACAUCUUAUCACGUGGCUUGUUGAGCACGUUACCACGGAGACGUAGCAUGUGUGGAGGCUUUAUGCUAUUCUCUGCGGCAUCAACGCCAACUCACCACGUGCCCCACCUAGAGCAAGAACCACACAUUAUAGCGACCACGAGGAUAUUACCCCAUGUGACUCUACCCUCCCAAGCAACCGGGCCACUUUGGUUGCUUGGGAGACCUGGCUGGAGUCACUCAGCACGCCCUGCAUUCGAACUCGCGGCUCCAGGGGUGGAAGUCUUCAUCAAUACUCACUGAGGUACCCAGGCCCACCAAGCCUAACCCUCAUUCCUCCAAGCAUCACGAUGGUUAUUAUGGCCAAACAGAUACAUUUUUUCUUUCAUUAGACCAGAUGACAUUUCUCCAAAAAGUAAGAUCUUUGUACCCAUGUGCACUUGCAAACUGUAGUCUGGAUUUUUUUUAUGGUGGUUUUAGAGCAGUGGCAUCUUCCUUGAUGAGCAGACUUUCAGGUUAUGUCGAUAUAGAUACUUGUCUACCUGUUUCCUCCAGCAUCUUCACAAGGUCCUUUGCUGUUGUUCUGGGAUUGAUUUGUACUUUUUGCAACAAACUACAUUCAUCUUUAGGAGACAGAAUGUGUCACCUUCCUGAGCGGUAUGAUGGCUGUGUGGUCCCAUGGUGUUUAUACUUGCAUACUAUUGUGUGUACAGAUGAACAUGGUACCUUCAGGCAUUUGGAAAUUUCUCCAAAGUGGAGAAGUGUAUGUAAACAACUGACUUCAACUGUACAGUUAAGACCAGAAUGAACAUGUUUCUGUACAAAGGGCAUGCAUGAACGUGUUGUACAGACAAAAUGUCGGCCAGAGGAGAGGAGGAGGGCUAAUGGUGCGUUCAGACCAGAGGCGUUGAGAGCGUCAAAUCGACCAGAAGUCAUUCAUUUUCUAUGGCAGCCAGCAUCUCUCUGGGGCGAGAAGUGGCAUGUCCGUGGCCAGCAUGUCUUGGGCAUUGUGGGUAUCAAAAGAAAGUUCAAGUAUGGGCAACAUUAUGAUAAUGAGCUUUGACGCGGUUCGGCAGGAACCUAUUGGAAUAUAGAAGUGCUCCACUCUAGCGAAGUCUAGAGAAUACAACAGUGAAAAUUUUUGUUCCCACCAAACAAUAGUUCCAAAGACAAAAUGGAGGGCCUUGGAGAAUCUCAUGAACUCAGAGCAUUCUCUGAUGUCUUCUCCACAGGUUAAAACAGAGCAACAGCAAAUGCAACAACCUCUCGAUGAUCCAUAGAGACGUGAAUUUGAUAAUAAGUGCAACACUAUUCAUAGGAAACAUUUUCCCUCUAAAACACUUGUUUUUAAGCAGUAAUGCUGAUUUGGCCCAUUGCACUAAACAACCAGGACCACAGUUAUUAUUACAAAUGUAUUUUAUUUUGUUUAUUUUGGUAACAAACAACCAUCAUUUAAAUUACUUUAUGCCAUCGAUCGAUUUCUUACUUUCACAUUUAAACGAUUUCAUGAGGAUAUACGCUACUUGUGAUAGGUCGGCAAAAAGAUACCGGACGACAGGUUUGGGUAUUUUGCGGCCCCUUUAAAUAUAGUUCACAAAACCAAGCAUCCGAACAAACGUUGCCGCCUAUUUCAACUACGUCAGAGCGUCCACGAAUCUUCGAUAGCGUUGUUGGCAGGGCAGCCAGAGCGAAUUUGUAUGCUCUCGCCUCCUCUGGUCUGAACGCACGGUAACAGCAGAGAGAGAAAAUGGUUGGCAGAGUUGGAUUUAUAACCCAGCUGCAGGAGAUGGCAGGUCAAGAAGAUAAAUAUGAGACUGUUUGACUGUACAAGUAUUAUAUAAGAAAAACAUGAUUAAGUUAGACCAACUUUAUAUACAUGUAAUAUAUAUUAUAUAUAGAAGUAAACAAGAGAUAUAUUAUCAUGGAUGGAGGGCAGGCGGUGUGUCAUGGACAGAAGCGGAGGAAAACUCAUCGCCGUCGACAGAAGCAAAGCGAAGACUAUUUAAAGAGACUUUUGGAGGCGGACUUGAAGUUACAAAUAACAUCACCAACUGGGCAUUUUACAGAUAGACGGGUCGUCUAUAAAAGACUGAUGCUAUGAUUUUCACAUCAGAUACUGUUCGAACAGUAUCUCUGGUGCUAGAAGACUUGCAGAAGUAUAAAAAUCUAAAAAGUUUUUCAAUCAAUGUUUUUAUUUUGUAUUUACCUUGAACUUUUUGACUGCUAGAAAAUAAAUUGCAACUAUUAAAUUGAAUUUUAUUGAUUACAAGAAAUUUGCCCACCGAGGCUUUGAUUUUUUUUAUGUUAUGAGAUUGUGAGCAAGAACAUACCACAAAGCAGUUUUUUUUCCAGUUGUGUUUUUUUUUUUUUUUUAAAUGCUUAUAAUUUAGGCCAGAUUCGACUGACUUUACCUAACCUGAGAAUAAUAAAAAAUAAUGUAAAAGGUGUUAAGAUACAGUAUGUGAGCAGUAUCGAUGCUUUAGCUAUUCUGGCCAGUUUUGGACAGAACAUAAGUGAUUUUAUAUUAUUUAAUUUGUUUAUCAUUUGCUGUUUCCUAUAAAGUGAAUGGCUGCCAGUGCUCUAUAACAGCAAGGAGUGAAUGAAAAUGAGUGAGUGAAUUUGGAUGCUGACAUAUCACCUAGUGUUGGAGAGAGUGAUGGAGCUGUCACAGGAACAACUUCAUAAUAUACGUACAUUUAUAUUACA